GAAGGAACGGGACGGCCCGGGGCAGGGUACGGGCUCUCCCGGCGGGAGUCAGGGCAGCGCGGUGCGGGAUACGGGUGUCCAGGGUACAGCCUCUCCCAGCGCUCAGCGUGAGCCCUUCACCAUGGAUCAACCUGCCCCGGCCACGGAGGUGCCCAGGACCCGGCCGGUGGCUGGGAGCUGCUGGCAGGACCCGCUGGCGGUGGCGGGAGCGGCGGGAGGGUCGGUGUGCGGCAGCCGGGGCCGAGCGGGCGGGCAGCGGGCGCUGAGCAUCGUGUGCGUGCUGGGCCGGGAGCCGGCGGCCAGCCCCGCGCUGCGCUGCGUGCGGGACGCCUGCCACAGCCUGCGGGCACGGCUGCUGGCGCUGCCCCUGGGCACGCUGGCGCUGGGACACCCCGUCACCCUCGACCGCUUCUACAACGCAGACGUGGCCGUGGUGGAGCUGAGUGACUCCGUCUGUCAGCCCUCCCUCUUCUACCACCUGGGUGUCCGUGAGAGCUUCAACAUGUCCCACAACAUCCUGCUGUGCUGCCAGGCCGAGCUGCCCCCACUCCAGGCCCUGCAGGAGGAUAUCUGCCAGAAGAACUCAGACCUCUGUGGCAGCUAUACUUUCAUCCCCUACGUGGUCACUCCCCAGAAUGAGGUCUUCUGCUGCGACUCUGGGGCCAUGAAGAGCAUGUCACAACUUUUCCAGCCCGGUUUUGAGCCAGAGGCUGCCUCCACCCCGCUGACAGCCCGGCUCGUCCAGCUACUGGAGGAUAUCCCCACAGAUUCCUGCGGGUACUUUCAGGAGACGAUCCGCCGGGACAUCCGCAGGGCUCGGGAGAUGUUCCGGGGGGAGCAGCUGAGCCGGGAGCUGUCCCGCAUCCAGCGGCGCCUGGACAGCGUGGAGCUGCUCAGCCCGGACAUCGUGGUGAACCUGCUCCUGUCCUACCGCGACGUGCAGGAUUACGAUGCCAUCAUCUCGCUGGUGGAGAGUCUCCAGGCGCUGCCAACGUGCGCCAUGGCCGAGCAGCACAACGUCCGCUUCCACUACGCCUUCGCCUUGAGCCAGCGGCACCAGCCCGGGGACCGGGAGAAGGCGCUGUCGGUGCUGCUGCCCGUGGUGCGGCGCGGGGACGGGGCAGCGCCCGACCUGCUCUGCCUCUGCGGCCGCAUCUACAAGGACGUGUUCAUCGCCUCCGGCUUCACCGACACGCACAUGAGGGACCAGGCUUUGUACUGGUACAGCAAAGCCUUUGAGAUGGAGCCUGGCCUUCACGCUGGCAUCAACGCCGCCGUCCUCCUCAUGGCCACUGGACACCAGUUUGAAACCUCUGUGGAGCUGCAGCAGAUUGGGGUGAAGCUGAGCUGCCUGCAAGGUCGCAAGGGUGGCCCCGAGGAGCUGUGCUACUACUGGGAUGUGGGCUUUUGCCUUGGAGCUGGCAUCUUGGCCAAUGACCUCACCAAAGUCAUUCAAGCCUCUGAGAAGCUCUACAAGCUCAAUGCACCAGGCUGGUACCUGGUCUCGGUCAUGGAGACCUUCCUGCUCUACAAACACUUCCAGAGGAGCCCUCAGGUGCCCUGUGCCCGGCGGGAGCUGGCUGAUUUCUGGCUGGGCUUCCUCCUGGAGGCUUGCCAGCCCUUCAUCGCUGCCCCACGCUGCCCGGUGCUGGUGCUGGAGCUGGGGAAGCUGCUGCGGCCGGCGCGGCUGGAGCUGCCUGGUGGCACAGCUGAGCAAGCCCUGACACUCACCCUCGUUUGCCCCACAGAGGAGAAAGCACCAUCGAGCUGGACCUUCGCAGCCUCGGCCAUCCGGGGCGUCAGCAUCUGCAAGUGUGAUGAGCGGGGCUGUUUCCUCUAUGUGACACACGUGAAGGAGGAUUUCCAGCUCUACUUCCCCUCCCAGGAGCACAGCCGGUGGUUUUGUGACCAGAUCCAGACCCUCCUGGGCGAGCAGGCAGGGGGCAGUGAGGAGGUGCCCAGCCCCACAGAGCCCAUCCUGGAGUACAGCUACGAGUACUCGGAGGCGGGCGAGCGCGUGGUCCUGGGCAGAGGCACCUACGGCAUCGUCUACGCCGGGCGCUGCCUCAGCAACCAAGUGCGAAUCGCUAUCAAGGAGAUCCCAGAGCGGGACAGCCGGUACUCGCAGCCCUUGCACGAGGAGAUCGCUUUGCACAAGCGCCUGCGGCACAGGAACAUCGUGCAGUACCUGGGCUCCCUCAGCCAGGACGGCUUCAUCAAGAUCUUCAUGGAGGAGGUGCCAGGAGGGAGCCUCUCGUCCCUCCUGCGCUCCAAAUGGGGACCCCUGAAGGAUAAUGAACCCACCAUCAUCUUCUACACCCGCCAGAUGCUCGAUGGGCUCAGUUACCUCCACGAUAACCACAUCGUGCACCGUGACAUCAAGGGAGACAAUGUCCUCAUCAACACCUACAGCGGGGUGCUGAAGAUCUCGGACUUUGGUACCUCCAAGCGCCUGGCAGGGAUCAGCCCCAGCGCCGAGACCUUCACGGGCACCCUGCAGUACAUGGCCCCAGAAAUCAUCGACCAGGGGCCCUGGGGCUAUGGGAAGCCGGCUGACAUCUGGUCCCUGGGCUGCACCAUCAUUGAGAUGGCCACAGGCCAACCCCCCUUCUACGAGCUGGGCAGCCCCCAGGCUGCCAUGUUCAAGGUGGGCAUGUUCAAGGUGCACCCAGAGGUGCCUGAGUGCAUGUCAGCCGAGGCCAAGGCGUUCAUCCUGCGCUGCUUCUGCGCUGAGCCGGCCGAGCGGGCGCCGGCGGCCGCGCUGCUGCGGGACCCCUUCCUCAGCGAUGCCCGCAGGGCCCGCGGCCGGGCACUGCCCCCCCCGGGGGCUGCCCCCUUGUGCUUUGGGCAGCGGGAUGAGGAUGAGGAGGGCAGGGAUGGCAGGCAGGACGCUGCGGUGGGGGGCACAGCAGGCAGCCCCCUGCCCCUGCAGCAGCCUGGUGAGACACCCUCCAGCAACAGCUACUCAAGUGCUGCCCAGGCCUUGGGGGGCUCAGACUGCAGCCAGUGCUGGUGUUGCCAUGGGGGGAGUGUGGCCAUGUCCCUGCAGCAGGACAGCAAGUGCAGGGCCAUGCUGCAGCAGGACAGCAAGCACCAGGCCAUGCUGCAGCAGGACAGCAAGGACCAGGCCAUGCUGCAGCAGGACAGCAAGUGCAGGGCCAUGCUGCAGCACGUCCUCAGUGCCCGGGCACCCGAUGUCAUCGCUGCGCUGGCACAGAGCCAGAGCAUGUCAGGGGGGAGGUUGGGCUCAGAGCAUCUGGCUCAGCUGCUGAGCUGCCUGAGGAGCUACAUCCAGCGCCUCGACCAGCACCAGCUGCGCCAGGAGCUGCUGGCACUGCAGAGCCGGCUGCAGACACAGGGGCUGAGCCUCCUUCACUUCCAGACUCCUCUCUUCAGCUUCCAGGCAGUAGUGAGGCGGGUGCUGCGCCAGCACCACGUCAGACCCCACUGGAUGUUUGCACUGGAUGAUGCUGUGAGCCAGGCGGUGCAAGCGGCUCUGGCCGUGCUGCAGAGAGAGCUGGCACUGCAGGACAGCUGCCUGGAGGGAGGCAGCACCAGGGACACAAAUGAUGAGGACAACCCUGUCUCAGCGAGACUCUCCACCCCCAGCAGCCAAUCCCAGUGGCUCAGCACCAGUCCAGGGCUCAGCACCAGUCCAAGGCAUAGCACUGAUGGGCUCAACAUCAGCUCCAGCACCCCAUCAGACCCACUGCCCUCCCUGCAGCCACGCUCAGCACUGCUGGCACAGCUCUGCCACCUUCGUGCAGAGACAAACAGGCUGCUCCAGAAGCUGGCUGAGAAGGAGCAGGAGUGGCAGCAGCUGAUGCAGCGUGUGCUUCACUCCGGGGAUGAUGCCACUGCAGUGCCCAGACAGCCCCAGCCCAGGGGGGAGCAGGGGGAGGCCCUCCCAGGCUGCUCCCCCCUUGGGCAGGAUCACUCAGCCCCGAGCCCCCAGCCCCCCCCAGGCGGGGCUGACCCCCUCCUCCUGGCGUGGCUGCAGCAGCACGGCACCGACCCGGCCACCACGGCCACGCUCCUCUCCCACGACUUCACCCUGCAGGACCUGCUGGGCUGUGCCACCCGUGACGACCUCCUCUACAUGGGCGUCAGGCGCGGGCCCGUGUGCCGCCUCUGGGCUGCCAUCCAGGAGCAUCGCCAGCCCCUCGCCCUGCAGGAAGGGCAACGAGCCCCCAGCUCAGGGCUGUGACACGGGGCUGGGGGCACCCAGACCCUGGAGCUGCCCCCAGAACUUCUCCCCUGGGAGAUGGCAGGACAGCCCAGGAGGGAACAGCCAGCCCCAUGGCAGGAGCAGCUGCAGCCCCAUGGCCGAGGGAG
Messenger RNA from Colius striatus (speckled mousebird), 4335 nucleotides. RefSeq names its product mitogen-activated protein kinase kinase kinase 6 (gene MAP3K6). Bases 122 to 4207 code for a protein of 1361 amino acids. The transcript has 29 exons. NCBI's taxonomy places the organism in Eukaryota, Metazoa, Chordata, Aves, Coliiformes, Coliidae. Gene Ontology annotation, molecular function: ATP binding; MAP kinase kinase kinase activity. The record is from RefSeq and is a predicted model, not a curated record. Gene Ontology annotation, biological process: MAPK cascade; cellular response to stress; protein phosphorylation.